AUGGCGGAAGAUUCCCCCGACAUCCGGCCCUCGACGCCCAACUGGAACGGCGCCGAUACACCAGAGCGCCCCUCGCUCAGCCGCACGAGUAGCUCACUCUCUGGCAUCUUGAGCAAGGGAGCAGAACGCGUCGGCGAGGAUUGGGCCGAGGGCCCACUCCUCCUCCUUGACCUUCUUCGCGCCUUGAACCAUACGGCACCAGAGGCAAUGCUUUGUUCCGCCUCAUCAGCUGAGAAGUAUUUGCACAAGCUGACACCAGACUCCCGCCUUGAUCUCUGGGAGCGCAAGCUGAAAGAGUCGUCCAAGAAGCUGCGUCAGAAGGCGGGGUCGAUGAUCCCGCGCGGCCUGCGCACGCCAAAGGGCUCGAUGCUGCUGCUCGACGAUGACGACGACACCCACCUCUCGACGCGGGACAAGGACGCCAAGCGCAAGAUGCUCACGACCGUGUACCGGCAGGACGUUGAGCGCGAGGUGAACCGCGUCAAGAGCAUUCUGAACUCGAAGAUCAAUGCGGCGAGCGCAAAGUGGAAGAGCGCCAAAGUCGUCAGGACAAGGGAGAAGGUUUCAUUCGAGUUUGGCGUCCUCACCGUCGCGUUCACGGGCUUCCUCCUCGGUCGUGCGCCGGAAUGGAUCCCCUUCGCGUACACUGUCCAGGUCGCUUUCCACCUCGCUAUCCGCGCGUACACGUAUAAGAAGAAGGAGUGGCACUACUUCCUGUUUGGUCCCCUCGCUUCUGCCGUCAUCACUUGGCGCAACUCGCUCGUCUUCCACUCGCUCGACAAGGUGACCUCGCUCUUCAUUCACAUCUACCCGCCGAUCGUCUUCACCGACAUCCUGUUCACGUACCGCGGCGCAAACAUCCGGUAUCCUGCGCUGAACGGACUGGACAACUACACGUGGUGGCAGAAGGUGCUCUGCGCGGCGGUGCCGUACUGCAUCUGGCAGGGCUUGUACUGGAAGUUCAUCUUUGUUGACCGCAAGGACAAGAUUGAGAGCGGCGCCCGCCAGUCGAGCUUCAACUACCUCCUGAACGACAAGCAUGGUCCCAUCGGCCGCGCCCUCCGCGCCGUCAAGCCCGCGCACCGCGAACUGUGGUUCAUCUUUGGCCAGUUUGUGUACAGCAUCAUCUUCAUGAUCCCGGCAGCCACGAUCCUGAUGCACUCGCACACGGCGUCAGACCUCGUGAUUAUCCUCCUCUUCGUGGUCGCGGUCUGGAACGGCGGCAACUUCUACGUCGAGGUCUUCGGCCGCAAGUUCGAGAAGGAGCUCAACGUGCUCCAGCGCGAGAUGGAGGCGCUCACGCAAACCAUUGCCUCCACGCCCUCCACGCCACACACGGAUAUGACCGCAGACAGCGCGGCACACGACCCGCGCCCCGCCGCAACUGUUGGUUCGGGAUCGGGUUCGCGCGACGCCGACGCGGACGCGGACGCCGACACAGCGGACGUCGGCACGCCGAUCGACUAUGACGCCAAGCCGAAACAUGCCGCGCACGCGGACCGCGUCGACCAGGAGGUGAAGCAGCGCAAGGGCACGGGACUCGAGAACUCGCCCCUCGUCCUCCCGCAGGCGGAGACGAGCGAGCCGCCAGAGAUCAAGCUGGACGGGAAGAAGGAGGUGUAG
This is a messenger RNA of Trichosporon asahii var. asahii CBS 2479, 1623 nucleotides long. RefSeq lists its product as uncharacterized. The transcript has 6 exons. The coding region runs from base 1 to 1623 and encodes 540 amino acids. Gene Ontology annotation, biological process: phosphatidylcholine biosynthetic process. NCBI's taxonomy places the organism in Eukaryota, Fungi, Basidiomycota, Tremellomycetes, Trichosporonales, Trichosporonaceae. The record is from RefSeq and is a predicted model, not a curated record.